This is a messenger RNA of Schistocerca americana (American grasshopper), 2043 nucleotides long. RefSeq names its product sodium/hydrogen exchanger 9B2-like. Gene Ontology annotation, molecular function: antiporter activity. Gene Ontology annotation, cellular component: membrane. The annotation marks the transcript as partial. The record is from RefSeq and is a predicted model, not a curated record. The transcript has 10 exons. Lineage: Eukaryota; Metazoa; Arthropoda; Insecta; Orthoptera; Acrididae. Gene Ontology annotation, biological process: proton transmembrane transport.
GAUCUCGAGAAGUCGUGGUGGCUGUCGCUGCUGCGCCGCUGCCACCAGCCCGAGGCGCCGCCGUCGUGGCAGCCCGGCUUCUGGCCGCGCCUCUGCCCGCCGCCGCUGUGCCCCUCCUACCGGAGGGUGGCGCGCCUGCUCGCGCUCGCCAUCAUCCUGCUGCUCUGCUGGGCCGUCGCCUUCACCGUCAUAGGCCGCGACGCCGCUCCAGGGGGCCAGCUGUUCCAGCUGGCAGUGCUGGCGCUGGCGGCGCACGUGGGCGGCUGGCUGGCGACGCUGGUGCGGCUGCCCGCGCUCGUCGGCAUGCUGCUGGUGGGCAUCGCCUGCCAGAACCUCGGCCUCUUCCACCUCGAGGACGCCUACGAGGAGGUCUGCUCCGUUCUCAGGCACGUGGCGCUGGUGAUCAUCCUGACUCGCGCGGGCCUCGACCUGGACCCCCCGUCGCUGCGGCGGCUGGCGGUGCACGUGCUCAAGCUGGGGCUGGUGCCCUGGGUGGCCGAGUGCGCCGUCGUCACCGUGGCAACGGCCCUGCUGCUGGGCCUGCCCUGGAUCUGGGCCUUCCUGCUCGGGUCUGUGGUGGCGGCCGUUUCGCCAGCGGUGGUGGUCCCCUGCCUCUUCAGGCUGCGAGUGAAGGGCUACGGCGUGGCCAAGGGCAUCCCCACGCUCAUCAUCGCCAUCUCCGGAAUAGACGACGCCGCGUCCGUGGCAGUCUUCGGGGUCGUGCUCAGCGUCAUGUUUUCGCAAGGCAGCUUGGCGUACCAAAUCGCGCAGUGCCCCGUGUCCGUCGUCGGUGGCAUCGGCUAUGGCGUCGCUUGGGGCUUCCUCGCCAAGUACAUCCCCGAGAAGGCCGACCCGUUCGUGGUGCCGCUGCGCGUGCUGAUGCUGCUGGGGGGCGGUUUGCUGGCCGUGUUCGGCAGCGAGGCCAUCGGCUUCGACGGCGCCGGGCCUCUGGGCUGCGUCGCCGCCGCCUUCGUGUCCUGCGUCUCGUGGACCAGCCAGGGCGUCGACGUCGAAGACAACCCUGUUGCCACAGCGUUUGAGAUAUUUUGGAUGAUUUUUGAACCGAUCCUAUUCGGCAUAACAGGCACACAGAUAAAGUUCAGUGAACUGGAGGGAGACGUUGUGUCACUGUGCGUUGCUUGCCUCAUAACUGCUUUCGUGUUACGUAUUUUGGUGACGAUUCUCGUGGGAUUCGGUAGCAAGCUCAAUAACAAAGAAAAGAUUUUUGUCGCUCUGGCCUGCAUGGCUAAAGCCACAGUGCAGGCGGCGCUGUGCCUGCAGCCGCUGGAGAAGGUGCAGGCGUCCGGCGGCUCCGAGGAGGAGCUGCGGUACGCGCAGCUGGUGAAGAUGACGUGCGUGCUGGCCAUCCUGCUGACGGCGCCCACCGGGGCCGUGCUCAUCCUGCUGACGGGCCCGCGGCUGCUGACGCGCCUCUCCAAGUCUCGGCCCGGCAGCUGCCGCCACAGCCACAGCGGCCGGCCCUCCCUCCGGGACAUCUCCAUCGUGGACGACGACCGCGAGCCGGACCUGGCUCCGUCCAGGGCCGUGCUGGGGCCCCACGAGAUAGCCGCUGCCUAGCCGACGCGGCAGCUCAGUCGUGUCUACCGUACUCCACACUGCUUCUGGGGCCAACCGACGUCCCAACGAAUCACAUCCAAUAACGGCUCGUUUCUUACAAGUGGUUCCAGUAUGGUCUGAGUCUUUGGGACCCUAUCUGGACGCUUCUCUCACAUUUUCAACUCACUUCUGGACUUCUUCGUGUUUACUAAUGAAUCCCACCUUACUUGUUACUGCCAAAUACAAGUAGAGCUCUUACUUUACAGCCCAAAAAGUUAUAUUGUAAGCGGAAUUAAAAUAUACAAUAGGCUUACUGUCGUUUCAGUCGCUUAUGUCUUUCUACCUAGACCCCAAGUAUUACAAAAACUUGUUUUGCUAAACGAAUUUAACGCGCUGAAAUGAAUGGAUGGAUCCAGAUUGUGACGCAUAAAUUUUCGGUGCCUACAGUGUCACGUCUUUCGGUGUCACACAAAUUUUUGUUUUUAA